GGUGCGAAAUUCAAGAUCCGAUACGGAGCACCCGAGGAUGAUCGUACGUACAUACACUCGCCGGAGCCGGGGCCUCCCCCGGAGCCAUUCCGAUCCCAAUCUCCUCGCCGACGAUGAUGAUCCGGCCACCGUGGGUGAAGAUGACCACCCUGAGCCGUUCCUCUCGCAGGGCAGUGGCUCCCAGGUCCCCAUCCCUCUCUUCUUCUCCUCCCAAGACUCUUCGCCUUGGUCCCUUGAUCAUCCCUUCGAUCUCCCACCUGAUGAGUCUCCCGAACCUUCUCUUCCAUUUUCAAAGGAAUCGAAUGGGGAGCGGAGGAAGGGGAGGGGUUUGAAGAGGGGCAGUGGCGGGGAGGUCAAGAAUGGGAAGGGGGCGGCGACGGCGACGUUGAUGGAGGCGCAGGAGUUUGGAGAGAUGAUGGAGCAUGUUGAUGAGGUGAAUUUCGCGCUGGAUGGGCUGCGGCCCGGGCAGCCGGCGAGGAUCCGGAGGGCGAGUUUGUUAUCGCUGUUGUCAAUCUGCGAGACUACGCAGCAGAGGAGGUUGCUCAGAACCCAGGGGAUGGCAAAGAAAAUAAUCGAUGCUGUUUUGGGUCUCAACCUUGAUGACUCCCCCAGCACUAUUGCUGCAGCAGCUCUUUUCUUUGUUUUGGCAAGUGAUGCUCAAGAUGAUCAUUUGCUAGAUUCACCAUCAUGCAUCCAUUUUCUCCUAAAAUUGUUGAAUAUACACAUUUCUGAUACUGCCAAUGAUAAGAUCCCAACCUUUGGGCAUAAGCUUCUUGGGAUACGAAAGCCUCAAGUUGAGGGCACUUCCAUGAAAGGAUUAGAUUCUAGCUCCUCCGCAAUCAUGUCAAAAGUUCAUGCAAUACUUUUAAAUUGCAAAGAACUAAAAUCAGGCAAUGAAGAUGAUGAUGUGACAGGAAAGCCAGAGUUGAGCUCAAAAUGGAUUUCCUUAUUGACUAUGGAGAAAGCAUGUUUAUCUACUGUUUCUUUUGAAGAUACUCCUGAUACUGUGAGAAGAGUUGGUGGAACAUUUAAAGAAAAGCUAAGAGAGUUUGGAGGCCUUGAUGCAAUCUCUGAUGUUAUUUCUAGUUGUUAUUCUACAAUGGAGAUUGAGUUAAAACACACUUUGCAUUCCGUUCGAGAUAUUAAAGAUGGAGCAGCUUUGCAGUGUGCUGUGCUUCUCUUGAAAUGUCUGAAGAUCAUGGAAAAUGCGACGUUUCUUAGUAAGGAUAACCAGAAACACUUGCUUGGGAUGAAGUCAAAUAUGAAAUCUGGAGGCUUACCCUUGUCCUUUGUUGGGAUGAUUAUCAGUUUUAUUAAAUUGCUGUCAGGUCUCUCUCGGCACCAAAGUUCUUGGAACAUCUCCAAACAAAUGACACCAUCAAAUUGUCCCUCUGAGAGAACGGGUCUUGAUUUUUCCCCUGCUUCUGAAAAUCAGUUGAAGAAACACCUGUUAGAUAACCAAGAUCAGACUUCAUCUUGUGAUCAUGUUGGGCGUAGUAGCGUUGAAGUCUCUCCAGGGGAGAGGAUUAAUGCAUGUCUUAAACGUCAGAGGUUGUCCAUUUGCCAAUCGGAAGAAUCUAUUCCUAAUAUAGGGAUGACAUUGUCAACCGGCACUGAUGUAUAUUCUGUUAAGAGGAUUAGCGAUUCAACUAUAUCAGGUUUAAGUAAUGGGGUAUUGACUGGCUCAAAUGGUGAAAGUCAUAAAAAUGCUACAGGUUUAAGUAAGAGUCAUUGCAAAAGUUCAAAUGGAUGGAUUUCCAUAAAAGCCAUUGGUUCAAAAAGGACUUUAAGUAGCUUGUCUAGGAAGCCACAUGUAUCUGAAGAUGUUAAAGGCAAUUGUAUGAAGGACAGCUAUGAUCCAUUUGCAUUUGAUGAAGAUGACAUGGAACCAUCAAAGUGGGAGUUGUUAGCCAAGAAAAAAGAACCUAUGCAAACUCUUCAAAUCUCUUCACAAAAUAAAGUAAUGGAUGAAUCUGAUAUCCAAAUGGGACCAACAGAUCAUGAACUUAGUCAAGUAACUGACAGAGAGAAUCAUUUAACUGUUGGAAACUCCUCCCUGACAUCUAUUGAAGAAGAUUCUACUCUUAUCGAAGAUUGUCUUCUCACUGCAAUCAAGGUCCUUAUGAACUUAACAAAUGACAACCCCAUAGGUUGUCGGCAGAUUGCUGCUUGUGGUGGAUUGGAGACCUUGGCUUCCUUGAUUCUCAGCCACUUCCCUUCAUUUGGCGUAUCUUGCUCUACGCAUAGCCAGUUAAAAGAUACCAUCUCAUCCUCCAGCUCACUUAUAGAAGCUAGUCAGCUUAAAAACAAGCAUCUAAAUGAUCAUGAAUUGGAAUUUUUAGUUGCUAUUUUGGGCUUGCUUGUGAACCUAGUUGAGAAGGAUAGCCAGAAUAGAUCUCGGCUUGUUUCUGCUCAAGUUUCAGUAGAAGAGCCAGGGAUAUCGGAAGAAAGCGUAAAUGACAGGGAUGUCAUACCAUUAUUGUGUUCCAUUUUUUUGGCUAAUCAAGGAAGUGGAGAGGGUGCUGGGGAUGAAAGUCCAUUAUUGUGUGAUGAUGAAGCUUCCUUGUUGCAAGGAGAACGAGAGGCAGAAAUGAUGAUUAUUCAAGCCUACGCUGCUCUGCUGCUUGCAUUCCUAUCAACUGAAAGUAGCAAUGCCCGUGAAGCAAUUGCCAAAUGCCUCCCGAACCACAACCUGCGUGCUCUUGUGCCAGUACUAGAAAGAUUUGUGGCAUUUCAUUUGUCAUUGAACAUGAUAUCACCGGAAACUCAUUCUGCAGUUAAUGAAGUCAUUGAAUCCUGUAAAGAGCCUUGAACACUGAAGAGAAUCAUGUAUAGUUUUCCCAAUCUUACGUGGCGUAAAUUUUUGUUUUUUUCCCAUCUUGUGAUUAGGCCUGGCAGUGGUGAUACCUUAGAGGCUAACAACGUGUAUACUAAUUCCUUUGUUUGUGUUUUUAGAUUAUUUCUCCAAUGUCACAAAAUAGUAGGAUUAUAUUUGAAAAUGUAUGUUUCCUUCCCCCUCUUUUUUUUGUUGUAUAGAUCAGAUCAAUUAAGCAGAUGUAACAAAGACAGACGGUCAUAAAUGUGGUUCAUGGUCUUUCCAUUUUCAUUA
Dioscorea cayenensis subsp. rotundata (Guinea yam) is the source of this 3109-nucleotide messenger RNA. RefSeq names its product wings apart-like protein 1. NCBI's taxonomy places the organism in Eukaryota, Viridiplantae, Streptophyta, Magnoliopsida, Dioscoreales, Dioscoreaceae. Gene Ontology annotation, biological process: regulation of chromosome condensation. The coding region runs from base 38 to 2812 and encodes 924 amino acids. The transcript has 13 exons. The record is from RefSeq and is a predicted model, not a curated record.